AUGCUUCCCCAAGAGGAAGAAAGAGCUGGAUUGGUGGCUCCAAUGCCCAUUCGCUCAUCUGUAGUCAUUCUUGCAAAACGAAACUUGGCUACACUUUGCAUUGUGGUUAUUCACGUCUACCUCCCACCUUCGAGUUCCUUGAAGGAGGAGGCCAUGUAUGACAUGUUGCUGAAUUUCUAGAGCCCUGUAUGGGUAGUAGGAUCCUGUUUUUCAUUGGUUGAGUGAUCUGGGAAGCAUACCAAGGGGGGUACAUUUCAAACAGCAAGUCUGAGGGCCUGGUGGGGAGAAAGAACUGGGAGAGGUGGGCAUUGACUGUUGGAAGCCCACAAGAGAGAUUAGCAGGGGAAGGACGUGAUGAAGAAAAUGCAGAAUGCUGCUUUACCACCUAGAGGAAGUUUUAAACCGGUGGUUCCAGGAUUCUCCCAGCCUCUAUCUCUCCUACGCCCCGAAGCUGGGAAGGUCUAAAACGAAGGCCGAGAGAAGACCCGGAAGUGGUGAGGACCUUGAAGCACGUGAUGAGGGAACCCACCGGUGCUGUCACGUGACUCUCUGUUUAAGGGUGCGGGUGCGAAAUGUUCAGCUACUCUUAAAGACCCUCAUCCGUCCCACUGGAGCCAAGUUUGAACUCUCGCUGACUUCGGACUCCCGGGGGGACCAGAACCUGAAGCCAUGGGAGGCUGUACGGGCUCGCCGCGGCGCCUUUCGGAUUCCGAGGGGGAGGAGACAGACCCGGCACCUCGGCCUCCGCUGCAAGACAGUCAGGGCGCCCAUUGGAAGAACGCGGUGGGCUUCUGGUGAGUGGCCUGAGCUCUUGGGCCUCUGCAACAACUUCUCUUAUGUGGUGAUGCUCAGCGCUGCCCACGACAUCCUUAGUCACCAGAGAACACCUGGGAAUCAGAGCCAUGUGGACCCAGACUCAACGCCCACCUCCCACAAUAGCUCAUCUCGAUUUGACUGCAACCCUGUUUCCACAGCAGCAGUGCUUCUGGCCGACAUCCUUCCCACCCUCAUCAUCAAAUUGCUGGCUCCUCUUGGCCUUCAUCUGCUGCCCUACAGCCCCCGGGUGCUCACCAGUGGGAUCUGUGCUGCAGGAAGCUUCCUCCUAGUUGCCUUUUCUCAUUCCGUGACGAUCAGCCUGUGUGGUGUGGUCUUGGCUAGCAUCUCUUCAGGUCUGGGGGAAGUCACCUUCCUCUCACUCACUGCCUUCUACCCCAGGGCCGUGAUCUCCUGCUGGUCCUCAGGUACUGGGGGAGCAGGGCUGCUAGGGGCACUGUCUUACCUGGGCCUCACCCAGGCUGGCCUCUCUCCCCAGCACACCCUGCUGUCCAUGCUGGGUAUCCCCGCCCUGCUGCUGGCCAGCUAUUUCUUGUUGCUCACAUCUCCUGGGCCACAGGAUCUUAGAGGGGAAGAGGAUUCAGACCCAUCAGCUCGGCAGCCGCUGAUCAACAAUGAGUCCUCAGAGUCGAAGCCAGGCUCCGGCUCACCCCUCUCCCUUCAGGAAAGGUGGACCGUGUUUAAGGGCCUGUUGCACUACAUCGUCCCCUUGGUGCUGGUUUACUUCGCUGAGUAUUUCAUCAACCAGGGACUCUUUGAACUCCUCUUCUUCCGGAACACGUUCCUGACUCAUGCUCAGCAGUACCGCUGGUACCAGAUGCUGUACCAGGCCGGCGUCUUUGCCUCCCGCUCCUCCCUCCGCUGCUGUCGCAUCCGCCACACGUGGAUCCUGGCCUUGCUGCAGUGCCUCAACCUGGCCUUCCUGCUGGUGGACGUGUGGCUGAGCUUCCUGCCGAGCAUCUACCUCAUCUUCCUGAUCAUUGUGUAUGAGGGGCUCCUAGGGGGUGCGGCCUACGUGAACACCUUUCACAACAUUGCCGUGGAGACCAGCGAUGAGCACCGGGAAUUUGCCAUGGCAACCGCCUGUAUCUCUGACACCUUGGGGAUCUCGCUCUCAGGGCUCCUGGCCCUGCCUCUGCAUGACUUCCUCUGCCAACUCUCCUGACAUUCUGACUCCUUGGGACAUAGGACACGCUGACCUGGGCCUCUACUGAUAGGUGGACAGGUUGGACCAACCCCAUGCCCACCCAGAUCCCAUCUGUGAGGUCUAUCCCCAGCCUUCCCUACAUGGCUGUGGUGUAGAAAAGUGCUGAGGCCCCAUUCCCCUUGGACGGAGGGGCAGCAAUUUUUCUAUCACUACCAAGCUGGUUUCAGGGAAUUUCUUGGCAUUAGGCCCUCGGAAUAAAUGCCUAUUUUAUCAAUUGA
This is a messenger RNA of Dama dama (fallow deer), 2259 nucleotides long. It is a transcript of the gene CLN3, whose product is annotated as CLN3 lysosomal/endosomal transmembrane protein, battenin. The record is from RefSeq and is a predicted model, not a curated record. The transcript has 17 exons. Gene Ontology annotation, biological process: lysosome organization; lysosomal lumen acidification. The coding region runs from base 371 to 1999 and encodes 542 amino acids. Lineage: Eukaryota; Metazoa; Chordata; Mammalia; Artiodactyla; Cervidae. Gene Ontology annotation, cellular component: membrane; lysosome.